Messenger RNA from Anopheles marshallii, 516 nucleotides. Its product is annotated as larval cuticle protein A2B-like. The record is from RefSeq and is a predicted model, not a curated record. NCBI's taxonomy places the organism in Eukaryota, Metazoa, Arthropoda, Insecta, Diptera, Culicidae. Gene Ontology annotation, cellular component: extracellular matrix. The coding region runs from base 1 to 516 and encodes 171 amino acids. The transcript has 4 exons.
AUGGUCGCUCGCGUCUGUGCUACACUGCUGCUGGCCCUGGCCAUGUUCGGAAGCUGUGCUCUGGCUCGUCCCGGAUACGCUGUUGAUUAUUAUGAUCAUCCCAAGUACGCUUUCAACUACGGUGUCGCCGACCACAGUACCGGUGAUGUGAAGUCGCAACACGAAACUCGUGACGGAGACGUUGUAAAGGGACAAUACUCCCUCGUCGAGCCGGACGGUUCCGUGCGUACCGUGGACUACACCGCCGAUCCGAUCAACGGAUUCAACGCGGUAGUGUCAAAGACGGCCCCACUCGUCCACGCUCAUGCUCCCGUCGUCAAGCACGUUGUCCCGGCAGUGAAGGCCGUCCACCACCACGUACCAGCCGCUCCCGUUCUACAGAAGGUCGUCUAUGCUCACGAGCCACUCCUUCAUGUUGCGAAGACCGCCCACUACACCGAACACGCACCGGCUGUACACUACGGUGACUACCAUGAUGGAUACUAUGGCCACUACGAUGAUAGCCACUACUACUAA